Molecule: messenger RNA, 10519 nt
Organism: Etheostoma cragini (Arkansas darter)
Lineage: Eukaryota; Metazoa; Chordata; Actinopteri; Perciformes; Percidae
Gene: golgb1
Product: golgin B1
Exons: 20
Coding region: 146-8992 (2948 amino acids)
Cellular component (GO): Golgi apparatus; membrane; cis-Golgi network
Source: RefSeq, a predicted model, not a curated record
AUCCCGGCUGUCCAAUCAGAGCAAAGGAAGUUGAGCUUCCGGGAAUGUUUGGUGAUGUGGCUAUGCUCUGACAUCCAUCCGGGGAAAUAUAUCAAAUCAAAAGCAGAUACAUUCACCAGGAAAGCACUCGCAUAGUGCCAUCUUUAUGUUGAGCCGUCUGGCCACAGUCCUCCAGGAGCUCUCUGGAGAGGAGGGCCCAGAUGGAGACCCACAGGGCAUGCUGGUGCCUCAGCUCCCUGCCGGUGAGGACCAGGCUCCAGUGGAGUCUGAGGCUCCUGAGGAGGCGAUGGAGAGGCUGGCUCACUUGGAACAACUUGUGGUCCAGCUGAAGGAGCUCAUCCGCGACAAAGACACCCAGCUUAUACAAAAGGACACUGAACUGUCUAACAAAGAUGCACGGCUCAAGAAUGAGAAAGAUGAAGCUGAAGCUCGCUUCACCAAACUCAAACUGCAGGCUAAAGCCAAGAUGGCUUCACUCAACAAACAGAUUUCUGAGUUGAAAGGACAUGGAGGAGCAACACAGAGUCCAGACAGCUCUUUCACAGGUGCCGCAGUCGAGGAGGAUCUCCAAGAACUUAAGAACAAGCUGAGCGCGGAGGAAGCCGACCGCAGAGCGCUGCAAGAGCGACUCCAGACCACAGAACAGCUCCUUCAAGAGAAGGAAUCCGCCCACGCUGCACAGUUGCAGAAACUGCAGGCUGUGGUCUGUGAGAAGGAUGUGCGUUUCCAGGAACAGAUCCAGAAACACGAAGAAGAGCUGCUGAGGGUCACAGCACCGUCUCAGAGGGACAGCGAGCUUCAGCAGGCCCUGCAUGCAGCACAGAGGCGUUGUGAAGAGCUUGAGGAGGCCUUAAGCUCUCGGUCCCAAGUGCUGGAAAUGCUGCAGCAGGAAGUGAGCAGUGCUGAUCAGCAGAAACAGAUCUUGACUGCUCAGUUCCGGCAGAUGGAGCAAGAGCUGGCCAAUGACGCCAAGCAGAGGGAGGAAGAGAGGCAGCAGUGGGCCGAACAGGCCAGCAGGGCCCAAGCAGAAGUUGCAGCCCUCCGAACCAGCUUGGAGGACUUGGAAAGAGAAAGAACGGUGGUGGCCAGACAAGAGGGCGAGUUGGCCUCCCUGAGAGAGGCAGAGCAUGCUAGUCAGGAGGCUCUGGGAAAGGAGAAGAUAGAAGUUGCCAGAUUGGAGAGACAACUGUCUCUGAUGAAAGAGGCUGAGCUUGCCGCCGUCCAAGCUAGACAUGAUGCUUUAGAGAGCGCUAGAUUGGAAAUAGUUCGGCUCGAAAGUGAACUUGCCUCUACGAGAGAGGCAGUUGUCAGUGCCAGCCAGGAGGCCUCAGAGAGAGUGAAGUCAGAAGUUGAUAAACUGGAGCGAGAGCUGGCUUUAAGUAAAGAGAAACAUGAAGAAGUCCAGAAGAAAUCAGAAAUCUUGGGUGAAAUUUGGAGACAUCUACGUUCUUUGACUCUUGAAGAUGUGCAAGCAGCCGAUGAAGUCCCCUUCCCUGCUGAAUUUUCCCUGUUCCUGGACACUGUGCAGUCUUUUGAGGCACAACUGACAAAGCUGAAAGAUGAACACAGGGAGAGUAAAGAACAUUGUGCCGAGCUCACACACACCAUGGAAACCCUUCAGGAACAACUCGACAGAAAAACCACAGAACAGGAGGAAGCCACUGCCAAGAUACAACAGCUGGAGCUGCAAAUUCUAUUGACAUCUGAAAGAGGUGAUAUGACUGGACCGGAUGCACAGGAUUUAUCUGAAGCAAAUGAAGCACACAUACUGCAAUUGGAGCAGCAGCUUUUAGAAAAAGAAAAUGAGCUGGUUGCCUUACGAGAAUCCCUCAGACUGGCUGAGGAGCACAGCUCCAGUGGGGUUGCAUCAUGUGAAAACUACAGUCAGACUCCAGAUCAGGUUCAGGAUGCCAGUACAGCCCCACAUAACAGUUGUGCAGCCCUUCCUGACUUCAUGGAUGACACUCAAGAAGAGGACACUACCUUAGUUGCUCAGGACACCUCAGUCCUCUCCAUUCCUGCUGAUAGUGAGAGCAGCCCAGAGCUUAUUGGAAACCAGUCUGAGUCCCCAGAAGAAUCCAAAGGGACCUCCUCAGAUGAGAUGGUUGCCAGCAGUGAUUCAGAGGUGGCCCACAGCAGCUGGACCCUCCUGGAAGCUGUCAAUCAAGAUGGAGGCCAGGAGUGGCCAUCCAUCCUGCAGGAGUUUGGCCAGUUGCAGCUGCAGUCAUGGGAGGCAACGAGCAUGGAGCAGGAAACAUCCACAGUUCAAGUUGAGUCGUCCUCUGUCAUCAUCCGAGAGACGGUACAAGUUCAUCUAACUCAGCAGACAUCUUCCACCACAGAUGGCAGCGUGCCCUCUGGCCAGGUCUUUGCUCAGGCCUUGGCUGAGGAACUUCAGAAGAGGUAUAGUGAGCUUUUGGCUGAGCUUCAGGGGCUUAGAGAGGCAGCUGCAGAGUCACAGGAGAAAAUCAAAAACCUGGAAGAAGAAACGCAAUGCCUUGCUGCUGCCAAAGAAAAGGCCGAGUCCCAGGCCAAUGGUUUUACAGAAGAACUUAAUUUAGCCAGAGAGGAGCUGGACAAGCUCUCUCAGCAAAGCAGCUCAGUGGUGGAGAAACGCAGUGUUGAAAUGCAGCUUCUAGAAGAACAGUUAGACAUGUUAAGCACUCAAAAUAAAACUAAGGAGGAGAAGAUCCAGGCCCUACAGACAGAACUGGAUAUGGCUCGUCAAGCUUUCAGUGAGCAGGAGGGGCAGGCCAGGAUGCUGAGUGCUCAGCUGGAGGACAGAGAGCUCCUUUCCUCUGAGCUUGAAAAGAGGCUGCAAGACAUGGAAAACAGCAUGUUGGAAUACUCUCAAACAUCAGAGCUCAACAAUGACACUUUGUCAAAGAAGGACUCUGAGAUCAGUGAGCUACAGCUUAUUCUCAGCCAAAAAGAGCAAGAAGUAAUGGAGCUUAAUGACAGCAUGUCAGCUAAACUCCUCCAAGCAGAAGAAGAGAAGUUCCAGAUAGGUAGUGAAGUCAACAAACUGAAGGGGCAGAUAGUGGACCUUGAGAAAGUCAGAGACGAGAAACAGAAAGGGAGUUCUGAAGACUCAGCUGCUCAUGUAGGUGAUGAACUUGAUAGUAUGCGAAAGGAGAAAGGAAUGCUGGAAAGCCAACUGACAACCACAAAGAAAAAGUUGCAGGCUGCACUUGUGCAACGCAAAGAUCUCAUGAGGAAGGUUGCUGAAUUUGAGGUAGAAGCAAAGAAAUGGAAAGAGCGAGAUGAAACUGCAAAGACAGAAUGUCCCGCAGAAAUUCCGGAGGUAGAACAAUCUAGAGCAUGUGAGCUUCAGGAAAUGGCGGCUAAAGUCAUUGAACUUGAGCAAGCUUUAAGGUCCAAAGAUGAGGCAGUUGAAACUCUUGAACAGAAAAUUAGCUGGCAGGAUCAAGUUCUCAGUGAGACGCUUGCUCUGAAUAGAAAGCUACGUGAAGAAGCUGAAAACUCUCAGCAGGCUGACAGUUCAUCUGAAACAACAGUGUUACAAUCCCAAGUGGUCUCUCUUGAAGCAGAGUGUGAAACCCUUCAGAAAAAAGUCCAGGAGGCCCAAGAAUCUCGCAAGGAAACCAUCCGCAAAGCAAAAGAGAAAGAUAGGCACCACCGUGAACAGCUGAAGCAGCAGAAAGAAGAAUACAGCGAGCUUGUGGAACGUUUUCAGGUGCAGAGCGGCGAGCAAGAAGUUCUUCUCACUAAAUUGAGAGCGUUAGAAGAAAAAGUGAGCACUGAUAGAGAAUCUUGCCAAGAGACCAUCCAACUGGCUGAAAAUGUGGCAAAGCAAGCAGCAGGUGAUUGGGUCCAGGAGGAUUGGGUGGAUUUUGCCACAUCUGAGACUGAUUCAUCGCAACCACAAUCCAGCGAUCCAGUUAAGCAUCCUGCAGAGCAGUCUGACCUCCUUUCUGCACAAAUGGAGGCCUCUGUGAAAGCUCUCAGAGGAGAGAUCCAGACUGUGCAAAUGGCAAACACAGAGCUAGAGAAGCAGCUGCAGGAAACCGAGGCCAGUUUGUCACUAAAGGAGGCUGAAUUAUUGGAGUUGGGCAAAGAGCUACAAGCAUUACGAGAAAAGGAAAGGCAGAUUGGUGCACUCUCAGAGGAAAUUAAUGAUCUUAGAGAAAAGUAUCACCAGGCUGAGUCUUAUGCUGAAACCUUGAAAGCAGAGAUGGACGCUGCCGCCCAAACAGAAUCUGCAGAUUCUACAUUCUCAAUUACAACUCUUCAGGCUGAAGUGGAGGACUUUAAGCAGUUUCUCGUCAGUAAGAACCAUGAAAUCCUGGAGCUAAGCCAGCAGCUUAGCGAGCAGAACUCUCUCAUACACUCAAUGCAGGACACAGUGACUCAGAAGGAUCAGGUGAUAUUUUCUUUACAGGAAGAACUGAAGGCUGAGCAAGACAAAACCCAAAGGUUAGAGGUUAAACUUCCACUGAAGCAAGAGGAAGAAAAAGACAGCGAGGCAAAGAACCAGCAGCUACAACGGAAACUUCAGGCUGCCCUGAUCUCUCGCAAAGAGGCUCUAAAAGAAAACAAAACCCAGAAGGAGCAACUAGCUUCAACUGAGAAGCUCCUAGCUGAACUGCAACAGAAAAUGGAGUCAGCACAAGAUGAGCUGGAGAAGCUGAGAGCGGAAAAAGUUCGACUGAUUGACGAAGUUGACCGGACAUUACUGGAAAACCAAAGCCUAGGAUCAUCCUGUGAGAGCCUCAAACUGGCAAUGGAGGGCAUACUGAAUGAGAAAGAUGCCUGUAAGAGAGAAGUGGAGCAAGCGAAAGAAGAAGCUGCCAGGACCUGCAGAGAAUGGGAGGAAAAGGUUCAAGGCAUGAAGGACGAGUACGAGACUCUGCUCAAGUCAUAUGAAAAUGUGAGCGAUGAAGCAGAGCGAGUGAGACGAGUCCUUGAGGCUGCCAGGCAGGAGAGACAAGACCUUGUGGCCAAGGUGAGGAUGCAGGAGGCUGCAAAGCAGGAUGCCGAAAGACGGGCUGAAGAGUCGCAGAAAGAGGUGGAUUCAGUAAAAGACAAAAUGAGAAAGUUUGCCAAAACAAAGCAGCAAAAAAUAAUGGAGUUAGAGGAGGAGAAUGAGAGACUCAGUGAGAUGCAGGACAAGAAUGUAAUAAAACGAGAGGACAGGGCUCUCAAAGCUGAGGUGGAAAGACUUCACAAUGAGCUGGGGGCUUUGAAAGCUGAGUUGGAUGCUACAGUGGCAGAAAGAGACUCUUUAGGGCAGCAGAUUAAAGAGUUGAGGGGACAACUUGCCCAAACAGGAAAGAAAGAAGACAAUGUGGUUCAUGCUACUGUUGUAGAAGAGGUUAUCACUGCCCAGCAAUCACACUUAAUCAUGGACAAACCAGAGCCCGUUGAGGGUCAGUAUGAAGACAAAGAAGAAGACACAGCAGCUGACCAAAUAGCUGCAGGGCAUGCACCAGAAACACAUUCACAACCUAUUGAGGAAAAAGAAAAAGCAGAAAUGAUUGAAAGUGUUCAAGUUCUAUUAGAAGAUAAAAUAAGGGAGAUGGAGGCAGCUGUUGAUGCAGAGAGGGAGCUGUGGCAGGAACAGGAGGCCAGACUCAAAGCUGAGCUGGCCUCUCUUGAGCAAGAUCUUCAGGAGAGUAGAGAAAAGGAGAUUCUUGAGGGUUCAAAGAGGGAAGCCCAGUUUAAAGAGCUGCUCAGAAGCCUUGAAACGGAGAAAGAUAACCUAGAGGAGCGCCUGAUGAACCAAUUAGCUCAGCUCAAUGGCAGCAUCGCUGGCUACCAGCAAGAGGCAGGAGAGAACCGGGAGCACCUGGCUGAGCUGCAGCGGGAGGUGGAGAGGCUGGAGAGGGAGCGUGCCGAGCUAGAAGCCAAGGCUCAGAGUGAGAGUGACCGGGCUGCCAGGCUGGAGGAGGACAUGAGGCAAGCCCAGAGAGAAAGAGCUGAAGCUGAAGCAGAGUCUGGUAAGCAAAGGGAGCUGGAGCAACAGCUGAGGUCUGCUCAGAGGGUCAGAGAAGGCAGCCAGAGCAGAGCACGUCAGCUGGAAGAACUAUUGAGGGAGAAGCAGCUGGAGGUCCGUCAGCUGCAGAAGGACUGCAUCAAGUACCAGGAGAGGAUCAGCGAACUAGGUAAAGAAGCUAAGGCGCUGCAGCAAGGCCAUGAAGAGCUCUACAACAAACUAGAGCAAUCACAACUGGAGACUUCCAAAUCUGUUGAAGACCUGAAAAGGACUCAAUCAGAGUUGGCUAGCUGCAAAUCACAGCUGGAUGAGGCUCAGAAGAAGGCAAGCGAGGCUUUAGCUGAGAAAACAACCCUUGAACAGAAUGCCCAACAGAGAGAAGCCUCGAUGAAAGCAGAGGCAGAGCAAACCCUUGACUCCGUUAGAUUUAGGCUUGGAGCUGAACUGAAGGAGAUGGAGCUGAGACUGGAAGAGGUGGACCGAGAAAGAGACAGGGAAGAGGAAGCCACUCUGGAGGCCAGAGAGGUCGCAGAAGCAGCUGAGAGACGGGCCCAGGAGAUGCAAGCCCGCCUGGACGAGUCUCUGGCCAGGUUAGCCGCUUUCUCACGCUGCAUGUCCUCACUGCAAGAUGACCGUGACAGAGUUUUGGACGAGACCCGGCAAUGGGAGACUCGUUUUAAAGAUGCUCUGCAGGGUAAGGAAGCCGAAGUUCGGGAGGCUGAAACACGGGCCAAGGAACUGGCAGAACAGCUUCAGAGAGAAUCUUCUCUGAAAGAGGAACUUCAGCUUUCAGUCGACAGACUAGAGAAAGCAAUCAAAGAUUUGCAGCUGAAACUGGAAGAGGAGGAAAAGAAAGUCACAGAAAGCAAAGCUGCCCUUGAGGAGGAGAGGAGCAAUCUUCGGAUAACUACAACUGAGCUGCAGUCUGCACAAAAUGAAGGCCAUGCUCUGAAAAAUGAGAUGGAGAGUCUUAUUCAGAGGGCCAGAGCUCUAGAGGAGGCUGUAGGUCAUCUGCAGGGUGAAGUCGACCAGGCCAGGACUGAGCUAAGGGAGAGGGAGGCAGAAGAGAGGCGUCUGUGUCUGAACGUGGAGCAACUAGAGACAGACCUGAGGUCCUCUAAGGCCUUGACAGAGACGCUGCAGACUGAGUUAAAUGAAAAGGAAAAGCGAGAGGUGGAAAUGCUGGGGGAAAAGGAGCAAGCUGUUACUCAGGCUGCAGAGGAGGCUAGAAAGGAGGCCGACAGCAGGGCACAAGAGGCUGAGAAGGAGCUGGAGCAGAGAAGAGGGGAAGUGCGGGAUCUGGAAGAAAAACUGCGAAAGGCAGAGGAAGAGAGCAACAACAGAAAAGCCAGACUGGAUUCUUUCAUGAAGGCCAUGGGCUCCUUGCAGGAUGACAGAGACAGAGUCCUUAACAUGUACAAACAGCUGGAGGAGAAACACCUGCAGGUGAUAAUGGAAAAGGACGGUCUGAUCCAAGAGGCGGCAGGGGAGAACAACAGCCUGAAAGAAGAGCUGCGCGCUCUGCUGGUCCAGAGAGAUGACCUGUAUGCUGAAAAGGCCCAGCUGUCCGCUCAGCUUCACGGCUACCGUAACGAACUUAACCAAGUCCUGAGCAUGAAGGACUCCCAACACAAACAGCUUCUAGCAGCUCAACGAGAGCGUAUUGCCUCUCUGGAAAAGGAACGCGAUAAAUUGGAAAGUCAGGUAAAGAAUGUGAGCAGAGCCAGAGAGACAGGAGUAGAAGAAGUCAGAGUGGAAAGCGAGACUCUUAGCCAGGCUGUUGACAUUAGGACAGCAUCACAGGUGAUAGAUGCUCCCGGUGCAGAAGUUGAGAAGCUGAGGGAGCAGCUGCAAGCAGCGAGAGAACAAGUGGAGGCAUUGGAGGAGAGGCGACUCAAGGAGAGCCAAGAGCAGGUGAGCAGGAGCAAAGAGCUAGCUGAGCUGCGAUGGGAGGGAGGUGUGAUGCGGACAGAGUCAGAGAGUGCUCAGGAGAGGGUGGCAGAGCUGGCCAGAGACUUGCUGGCUGUCGAACAGAAUCUGUUACAGGAGAAAGAGGCAACGGCGCAGCUAAGAGCAGAGAACCAUUCAUUCUCAAAAGCCAUGGCCUCCCUGCAGGACAGCAGGGACCAGGCGGAAAGCAAGGUCCAGGAACUAAGCCGGAAGCUGGAAGAGGUGAGCAAGGCAGGUGGCCACGCAGCACACAACAGCCCUGGAGGCUCCACUGGUGAAGUGUGGGGGCUGAAGAACGCACUACAAGCCCUGCAGAAUGACAGGGAGAGACUGCUGGAGCAGCUUCAAACCCAGGCGUCUGAGCUCAAGAAGCAGAAGUUAGAGUUGGCUCGACUGGGAGCAGGAGAGCUGAUUAAAAUCAGCCAGGAGCUGUUUGAGGAGAAGAACAAGAAUGAAGACAUACUGGGUGUCAUAAUGCAGCUAGAGAAGGUGGUAGAAAUGGGCAAGCUGGAAAUAGAAACUCUCAGACUGGAGCGUAUCGACUGGAUGGCUCAAGCAGAGCAGCUGAAGCAGCAGACCCUCGCCACACUGUCGGAGAGGGACCAACAACUGCGGCAACUCACCGCCAUGCUGGAGGAAGCCCACGCCGACAAGCCCAAACUUCAGCAGGAACACUAUCAGAGAGAGGGCACAGAGGAAGUGGACAGUGCUCCUGGAGCCCCGCAGGAGCGGAGUAGCCUGGUAGAUAGCCCUGCAUACGUAGCUGAGGUCAAAGAGCUACAGAGAAGGCUGGAUGAAGAGAUGCAGCGGAGAGUGGUUGCUGAGGAGCAGCUAAUGGACACACAGGAUCGACUCAAACGUCAUAGCCAGGCUAAAUGGCACACUGCACAAGAAGAGGAUCACUCAGAGACUGCUGUUUUUAUCGAGCCGGAAGGAGCUGUCACUCGAACUCGGAAAGGUGGCCCUGGUUUGGUGCGAAUGCUCAGAGUGGCCUUCUGCUCCCGCCAGCGUACCCCUCUGCUGUUCAGCCUCUAUCUGCUCACUGUGCAUGUCCUGCUGCUGCUGUGUCUAGGCGGAUACCUCUGAAACCAAAAACAAAAACCUGAAAGAAAAGAGAGAGCUAGAGAGAGAGGAGGGGAAAGAAAAUGGAAAUGUUGCACAGACCUAACCCAAGCCAUCAGUUUGUUUCAUUUUGUAUAAGGGUGUGAAGGAUCUUCUACACCCAAAUGUUGCACUUUAGAGGACUUCAUCUUCUAGCCAAAGUAUGUCGAUUUAUAUAGGAUGUUGUUGUCAUUGGUUUAAGUCUUAUGACUUUGAAGGGAAUUUAUCCUUUUUUUUUUCCUCAAAACAAGUUUCUUCCCAAGAGCAUUUUUAGCGGUUAAGCACACAAGAUAAUGUGUUAAUUAGUCAUCUGUAGAGGUGCUUUUAGGGAGAUUUGUUACUGUUGGACAGAGCGAGCCUAGUUUAUUAGAGUGGUAUCAAUCUUGUCUCUGGCAAAAAAAGCAAUUAAGCAUAUUUCCCAAGAUGUGGAACUAUUCUUUUAAGAUGGCUUGAGGUUCAGUAUGUGCUGUUAUAGCCCAGUCUCUUCCUCUUCUACUCAUUUCAUGCAUAAAAACGGAGCACGGUGCAAUUUCUGUUCUUACACAUUCCUAUCGUCUGUUUGCUUUUCUUUUCCUCUAAUAUAAAUCACAUUAGAAAAGGGACUGAUAUUUGUACAUUAUGUACAUGUAUUUGUAAGUCAUUUGGAUGUAGGUUUCCCUCUUGUGUAUCCAACAAGAUUCCCUGUCCAUGAUUCUGUUGCAUAGAUUUAGAUUUUACAGUUCGCUCUGUAGUUUUUUAUGGCAGAGGAAGCCGUUAUUCUGGUGCAAUAUUGCCACAGUGUGGGUUCAUUCCAGAGGAGAAAGACUGCUGUGUUUUCUAAUGAUAUCUAUGCCAUUAUAAACAAUUCUGAUGUAGCAUAAUUUAUUGCCCAUAACAGUUAGAAUGAUUCACUACCUACAUAUACAUUGACAUCAUCCUCUUGAUUCUUGUUUAUUUAAUCGCUCACUGUUGGUGAAAUGAUCCAUCUGUACUCAUCUUCUCUAUCAAUUUCUUAUGUUCUUUAUAUCUCUAUAUCUUUAUAACACAGAAAUAUACUGUAAAUAAUGUUACAAAAGGGCUGUAUAGGACACUAAAAUGUAAUAAAAGUGUUGGAGUUUAGAGCAGGGACCAGGGACAGAUCUUGUCAAGCAUUCAUUAUUUGCUUAUUUGUGUCUGUUGAAAAGAAAAUACAGACGUUGGGACUUUAGUUUACUGAUUUUUAGGCACUGUUAAGUUUUUAACGCAAAUUUUCGCUUUCAUGGUAAAGUGCUUAAGAAAUGGGUAUCAUUAAUCAGUGAUUUUGCCAUUUCAGUAAACAUUUCUUAAUAUGGGAGUGAUGUUACAGUUAAGCACUGGUGUUAAAAAAUGACAAUGCUUCAUGUGUGUAAGGUGUCCUUGAGUGUCAUAAAAAGGCACUCAUAAACAAAAUAUGUUAUUAUAUGGGAGGAAUGAUGAUAUAAACAUACUGUUGCUGAGACAAUAUCACCUUUUGCAAAAGUGCUUAUAGCACACAAUAAAGUUUAAACAUGUGAA